AAUGGCGUUCACUCGGGGCAAGGCGAGGAGCAAGGCGGCAAGGAGAGGCAGAAAAACGGGAAGUCCAACAGCACUCUCGGGAGGAGGAGAAGGGAGCAGGCAGGGGCAAGCGAGGGAACGGCAUGUCGCACCAUAGACCGGCGGCGUUGUCGUCGCGGAGCAGUCAGCGGUCGUCGUCGAGAAGGAGCAGCGGAGCGAGGCAAGGAGGUGCGAGAGGAAGUCGGCCAAGUCGGAGGAGCUCACGAAGGAGUGUCAUGGCUGAAGACGAUGGAGUCGACCCUGGAUCAAGGUCGCACUUUCCCUCAAGGGUCUCCUCGCAGUACUCGUUGGCGUCAUCGACGAGCUCGAAGCGGCUGUCGUGGGCGCCUGAUCCGAGGGCCACCGAGUACUAUGACGAUCAGGGGUAUGAUCACCAGUACAAAGGCCGAGACGGCCGCGGCGCUGCUGCUGCGGCUGGCUUGGCUGACCACCACGGCGGGGCCGGGAGGCAGGCAGAGUCGGCGACGGGCGAACGGUCGUCGCGGCUGGAUGAGUACCGUCGCCGGCGGGAGGCCCGGUCGGAGCGGCUCUCGCGAGUCACGUCGUCACGGCGAUCGGUCGGCUCGUCGACGCCGACGCCGACACCCAAGCCGUCGUCACCGCCGGCGGGGCUCGACCGCUACAGCGAGGCGCACGAUAGCGUGGGGAGCUUGGCGAGCAGCAGUUACGCGCGGCGAGUAGGUGGCGGCGGGGGUUUGGCGGCGGAGUUGGAUUCGAACAACGAGGCAUACGACAACGUCGGGAGCCUAACAAGCGGCGGAUUCAGCAGCCCGGGACUGCCGGCGUCGGGCCCACGACGGAGCUCGCGGACAGGAAACUCGCUGGUGUCGCGGGCGUCGUGGCGGUCGACGUCGUCGUCGGCAGCACCGUCUGAGCGGUCGGUCCUCACGGACCGGACGUGCAUGACGACGUCUGCGCGGGCGCGCGGCCCGCGGCAGCAGCGAGUCAAGGUCGCGGUCCGGGUCCGGCCGCUCAACGACCGCGAGCACGCGCUCGGGGCGGCGUCGUGCGUGACGAUGCUGGGGCAAGAGUGCGUGAUUACGGACCCGCACGACGAUCCGCGGCGCGGGCGCAAGACCUUUCUCUUUGACUACUGCUACGAUUCGAGCGUGACGCCGUCGGAGCCCAACUACGCCAACAACGAGACGAUUUUCAGCGAGCUGGGCAAGUUCUACCUCGACAACGCAUGGGCCGGGUACAACGCCUCGAUCUUUGCGUACGGGCAGACCGGCGCCGGCAAGACGCACACCAUGACGGGCACAGUGUCGGCGCCAGGCAUCAUCCCACUGGGCAUGCAGGAGCUGUUUGCGCGGGUGCGGGCGGCCAACGCGCUGCAGGCGCAGCGGGCAUCGGCGCCGGGCGUUGAGCUCGGCGAGUCCGUCUCGUACGUCAUCGAGACCUCAUUUCUGGAGAUCUACAAUGACGCCAUCACCGAUUUGCUCAAUCCGCAGUCAGAAGAGGAGCUCAAGGUCCGCGAGUCGGCGACGAUGGGCAUCUUUGUGCAGGGCCUCUCCAAGGUGCUUGUCUCGUCUUACGCCGACAUUCACAAGUGCAUGACCGAGGGCAACAAGAUCCGUGCAGUGGCGGCGACGGCCAUGAACAAGACCUCGUCGCGGUCGCACUCGGUCCUCACCGUCUUUGUCACCCGCAUUGUGCACGAGGCCGGCGGCGAUGACGAGUCGGCGCGCGGGUCGGGCGAGGCCGACGAGUCGGGCAGCGGCUCGUCGGAGACCCGGGUCACCUCCAAAAUCAACCUGGUCGACCUCGCCGGCUCGGAGCGACAGUCGAACACGCAGGCCGAGGGCCUCCGCUUCAAGGAGGCUGUCCACAUCAACAAGUCGCUCUCGGCGUUAGGCGCCGUUAUCAACGCACUCUCGUCGCACAAGAAGUUUGUCCCAUACCGCGAGUCGGUCCUCACGCGACUGCUUCAAGAGUCGCUCGGCGGCAACUCGCGGACGGUCAUGCUCGCCGCCAUCUCGCCGGCGUCGUCCAAUUUUAAGGAGUCGAUCUCGACGCUCCGCUUUGCGCAGCGGGCCAAGUCGGUCAUCAACAUUGUCCGCAAGAACGUCUCACCCAAGGACGAGCUCAUCGCCAACCUACGGGCCGAGAUCUCGCGGCUGGAGACCGAGCUCGGCGAGCGGCGGCGCGGCGGGCGCGAACGCGGUGGGCCGCCGCCGGCAGCGUCGUCGGGCAUGGCGAGCGGCGCGUCCGGCUCCGACAACCGCCGAAUGCAGCGGCGGUCGUCGGUUGUCUCGACAGUCACCUUUAACGACUUUGCACUCGACGACGACGAGAUGUCGGUCCUGCUCGGCAACCUGGAACUGAACCAGGAGGUCUUGCUGGAGCUCAACGAGCCGAUCUCGGCCAAGGCGGCCAAAGCCGAGCGCAUCGAGGCGCUGCGGCACGACGUACUGGAGAACGCCGGCAUCUCACUUGGUGGGCUCGACUCGAUGCUCGACAUCGACAACAAGCCGCGGCUGGUCAACCUUUCGGUCGACCCGUCGCUCGACGCCAACCUCCUGUUUGUCGUCGAGGACGGCGAGACCGUGGUCGGGCAAGCCUACGGCUCGACCAUUGUGCUCAAGGGCGACGGCAUUGACUCGCGGCACUGCACCUUUCGCAACAAGAACGGCGUCGUUAGCCUCAUUAAUGAGCCCGGCUCGGCGACGUACGUCAACGGCAUCAUGGUCGACUUUGACAAGACCGUGACGCUUGCCUCGGGCGACCGCAUCUUCCUCGGCAAGAACUACCUGUUCCGCUUCCUCGACCCGCGCGCCGAGCCCGUCGAGGCCAUCACAUGGGAAGACGCGGUCGAGGAGAUCUCCGCCAUUCACAACCUCGAGGCGUCAAUGACCAAGGCUGCCGCAAUCAUCGUCACCAUCCACUCGGGCCAUAACCUGGUCAAGCGCGACCGGUUCGGCAAGUCUGACCCGUUCUGCGUCGUCCGCCUCGGCGACUACGUCGCUCAGACCAAGGUCAUCAAAAAGUCGCUCGAGCCGGUGUGGGAGUUCCAGGUCUGCUGGCCGGGCCCGUUCCUCAACCCGGACUCGUGCAUCCAGAUCGUCGUCUGGGACUGGGACCGCUUCUCGUCCAACGACUACAUGGGCGAGCUCGACAUCAGCCUCGCCUCCAUCCCUGCGGCCACCGGCGGCUACCUGGCUCAUUUUGUGGGCCACUCGCUGAACAAGGUUAUCCACGCGGAUUUGCCUUUGGCCGUCGCAGGCUUUUUCUCGCCGGAGACGGUGGCAGCCAUGGCUCGCGAUCUCCGCCAGUUCCCGCCGCCGCUGGCCUCGUUUGGAUCGGCUGUGAGUCUGGCGACGGGAUCGCCUGUCCGGCUCGCGCCGCAGAGAAGAGUCCGCGCCUUGUUCACCUGUCCGGCAGACUACGACGGCGAGCUGAGCUUGGUUGCCGGCCAAGUCAUCAAUGUCACCGGUGAUCUUGGCCUCUGGCUCCGUGGCGUCGACGUCAACGGCGCCGAGGGCAUCUUUCCGGCAAACUAUGUGGAGGACGUCGAGGUCCUGAGCCCGAUGACCGACAGCCGAUGUGACGCCACCGCCGAGGACGAGGGCGAGGGCGACGCCACGGCUGCUUCAGAGACCCAGCCUCCACAGAGUGCGCCGCCGCCGCGUCGGCGCUCGUCGGUGUCCCGGCGGCGAGCCUCAGUCUCUGAGCCGGUGGCUGUUGGCCGGCGAGACAGCAGCGCAGAUCGUGCGGCGCAUCCAGCAGCGCGCGAGCUGUAUCCGGCAUCACCGGCCAUGCGGCCACCGCCUGCACGACCAGUCAAGCGCGAAGCCAUUCAGCUUGACGCGUCGUCGAGCUCUGGAUCUGGCUCUGGCUCUAGCUCUGGAUCUGGCUCGAGCUCGAGCUCUGGAUCAAGCUCAGGCUCUGGAUCAAGCUCUGGCUCUGGAUCCGCUGCGCCACCACCACCCAUCCCGACCGGGCCACCACCCAAGCCGCGGGUCGACGGCGAGCAGAGCCAGCUGGAGGAUGCUGUGGAGGAACUGGUGGCGGCUAGCGAGACCAAUACAGGGGCGCGGUCUGUCCUGAGUGCGCUGACGGAUGUGGUGGCGAGGUCGUCAGCGGUCCAUGCCUCGCUGCUCACGCUCUUGUGUCAGCUGAUCUUUGCCGGUAUGGACGCUGCGCCUGAGGAUGGACUGCUGGCUGAGGCUGCGGCAAGACUUCUGGCUCAUGUCAAGGCUCAUCUGACAACAUCGCCUGAUCUCCCGCCUCAGGCGGUCCAGCUGCUGGAUCUGGCCUGUGUGGCUGUUCAGGGCGAGCUAGACGGCCUUGCCCGCGAGGUGCGGCGAUCGAAGCGGUUGGCAAGGGAAGAGACACACGCUGCGCAUAUGAGUCUGCUGGCUGCGUCUGCGCCGGCUCGGGGCUUGUCGCUGGAGCAGCUGGAGGCGUCGGCAGACGACACACUCGACGCCUAUCGUGCUCUGGUCACCGAGCAGCGCGGCGUCAUCGAGGGCCUGGAGAUGCAUCUGCAUGCUCUCCGCAAUGCAUCGACCUCGCUCGAUCACGCGGCCUCGGGCGGCCCCCACACGUCGGGCCUUGUUCUCGAGGACCUCAUGUACGAGAACGAAGAGCUCCGCCGACAGAACAUGCACAUCCGUGAGAUGUGGCUGGCAGACAUCGAGGAGGCUGCCGCCCAGGGGGUUCAGCUGCAAGUGCCCGGUGACGUUGCCCGCAUGCGGACGGCCUCUGCCGCAGAGCUCGCUGCCGCCAAGCGCCGAGUCCUCGCCGGACGCUCGGCGUCGCCCUCGCCGGCGCCCAUCCCGCUCGCUGCGCAGCAUGUCGAGGCCCAGCUGGCCGAAGCCCAGUCCGAGAUCGACUCGCUUCAUGCCCAGCUGCGCAAGCUAGAGUCUGGCGCCGCCGUCGACCUCCGCGCCGAGAACAAGGCACUUGCCGACCAGCUCCAGGCGGCGGCGGCGGCGGCGGCAGCGGCCGAAGCACACUCGGCCGUCCUCCAUGCCGAGAACGAGGCGCUUGCCGAACAGCUCGCCGCCGUUCGCGAGCAUCCGGCAUCGGCAGCGGCACUGAGCUCGGUCGAGGCCGCCACAUCGACCGCCUCACUCCGCGCACAAAUCAUUACGCUCGAGGACCAUGCCGCCGAGCUCCGCGCUGCGCACGCCGCCGAGCUCGACGCGCUGCGUGAGCAGCUGGCGGUUGUCAAGACCUCGCGCGACGCCGCAGUUGCCGACGUCGCCGCCGCGCGUAGCCAGGCGACGGCAGCCGAGGCCCGACUCACAGCUGCGCGGCGCGAGCGGAGCGACGAGCUUGAUGCGCUCCGCGAGCAACUCACCGCUGCCUACGCCUCGCGCGAUGCUGCCCAUGCCGAGCUCACAGUUGCGCGCGCCCACGCCGACGCCCAUGUCAACGCCGCGUCCCGGGCGGCCUCGCUCCGCAGCGAAGUCGAUGUUCUCAACCAGAGUCGUGACACCGCCCGCGCCGCCGCGCUCCACGAGCAACUUGUGGUUGUUCAGCAGAGCCGCGAUGCCGCGCUCGCCGAGGCCGCUUCCGCCCGCAGCCAGGUCGCUGCCGUCGAGGACCAGAUGGCGAGCCUUCGCGCGUCGCGAACCGUUGAGCUCGACGCGCUCCGCGAGCAGGUUGCCGUCGCGCAGCAGAGCCGCGACGCCGCCCGCGCCGAGGCCGCGUCAGCUGCUGCCCAGGUCACCGCCCUUGAAGACCACAUCGGCAAGCUCCACGCCGCCCGCUCCGACGAGCUCGACGCACUCCGGGAGCAGCUGGACGUUGUCAAGGCCUCGCGCGACGCAGCACUCGCUGAUGCCGCCAACGCCCGCGCUGCCCCCAGGUCACCGGCCCAGGCGCUCGCUACCGCCGCCGAGCUGGAAGCACUCCGCGAAGAGCUUGCGGCUGCCAAGCGCGAGGCGCGGGUUGCAGCCCAAUCGCCGACAGCGUCGCCACCUCGGCAGGUCACGCCUCCGGCGGCGAUACCCGAACUCGCGCUCAUGGCCGCUGAAAACGCUGCACUGGAGCAGCACAUUGCGACGCUGCGCGAGACUAUUGCCGAGCUGCGGAGCCAGGUUGCAGCGGCUGACCGGGCUAGCCGCGCUGGCGCUGAUGCCGACCUGGCAGCUCUGCAGCAGACCAUCGACUCGCUGCAAAAGCAGGUGGCAAUCGUCACCCGCAGCCGCGACGAAGCCGAAGCCAAACUAGAGGCACUGCAGGCAGCGCAGCCAUUGUCGAAGAGCGGAGGCGAGAGCGAGUCGCCGUCAGCAGUGGCACCUGCGCAAGACCUCGGCCCGACCGUCACCGCGCUCACCGAGGAGCUGAGCAAGGCCCGUGCGGCAAGCGCUUCCGAUGCCGACCGCAUCGCCGGCCUCGAGUCGGAGCUCCGCGAGCAGCGCAAUCUGAUUGAGCUACUCCAAGCCGACCGCAGUCUAAGCGAGUCUGCGCUGGCACAGGCGAGCGCGCGAGCGGCGAGCAGCCCCAGUGCCGACGAAAAUGCGGCGCCGGGUCGCGUAGCUCAGCUGGAGCGCGAGCGAGACGACGCCCGUGCGCUGGCGGCCAAGCUGCAGCGCGAGCUGGAGACCGCAGCGGCCGACGCCGAGGCGGCCGAGGGAGAUGAGGACGGUAGUGUUACCUGCAACGGCUGUGAGGCCAAGGAGCUACAGAUUGCAGCGCUGGAGAAGACGAUUGCCCGGCUCAACGCGCAACUGGCACGUCUCGAGGCAAGCAUCGGCGAUGACGACGGCAGCGGCGGCGGGCACGACACGCCAUCGCGUGUCCGCGAGCUCGAAGAGGCGCUCGAGGCGAGCCGGGCCGAACUGGCACGAGUCGCUACCGACCACAACGCCAAGCAGCGCGAGCUGCUGGACGCCGUGGCGCGACUCAAGGCCGCGGCUACCAGCCGGCAGGCCAACUGUCGACGACGCGAUGCACUCGGUCGACGCGCUCAAGACCGGGGUGCAGACCCGCGAGGGACUGGCGGCGCAGCGGCAGGCGCUGGCUAG
Thecamonas trahens ATCC 50062 is the source of this 7016-nucleotide messenger RNA. RefSeq lists its product as uncharacterized. The coding region runs from base 123 to 7016 and encodes 2297 amino acids. Gene Ontology annotation, biological process: microtubule-based movement. Gene Ontology annotation, molecular function: microtubule binding; ATP binding; microtubule motor activity. The record is from RefSeq and is a predicted model, not a curated record. Lineage: Eukaryota; Apusomonadida; Apusomonadidae. The transcript is spliced from 4 exons.